Molecule: messenger RNA, 1585 nt
Organism: Drosophila obscura
Lineage: Eukaryota; Metazoa; Arthropoda; Insecta; Diptera; Drosophilidae
Gene: mei-W68
Product: meiotic recombination protein W68
Exons: 3
Coding region: 97-1098 (333 amino acids)
Biological process (GO): meiotic DNA double-strand break formation; meiotic DNA double-strand break processing; reciprocal meiotic recombination
Cellular component (GO): nuclear chromosome
Molecular function (GO): ATP binding; DNA topoisomerase type II (double strand cut, ATP-hydrolyzing) activity; DNA binding
Source: RefSeq, a predicted model, not a curated record
AACCCCCCGAAACCCAAAAAGAGAGCAGCCACAGCAAACGCCUAAACACUUCUUCGCCCCGGCCCGAUCGGAAAUUUUAUUUUAUUGGAACAGAAAAUGAGCGACGAUGUUGAGGGUAUUGUGGUGCGACUCUUGGCGAGCUUGGUGCUCCACGGCGAUGCCACGUUCAAGAUACCACGAAUGGGCCUGGUCUCGGGGAAGCCCGGGAAUGGGAACGGAUAUCGCCGAGUUUCGUACAACAAUCGACGGAGUCGCCAUCGAUUCUGCUUGGUUGUGUACAUGCUGGCCAAGAUUCACCGCCUGCAGGUGAACGGCGGCAGCUACACCGUCCGGGGGCUCUACUACGGCGAUCCCCAGCUGAUACGGACGCAGUUGCACAUUGCCGCAGCCAGACUGGACGUCUGUCGUAUGCUGAACACGUCGCCCACUCGUUUGGGAGUGCUCUCCGCCUCCAAGGGUCUCAUGGCAGGCAACAUACGGAUGCUCAUGACUAACGGAGAUGUCCUGGACUGCAGCGUAUAUAGCGGAGCUAUCACGUUGCCCACGAAUACCGAACAGGUGGACCGCAUUGUCACCCAGGCGGAUCUUGUGCUGGUUGUCGAAAAGGAGUCUGUUUUCGAGAGCCUACUGGCCCGCGAUGUGUUCAGCACCUUCGGGCGUCGCUUCAUCCUGGUGACCGGCAAGGGAUACCCGGACUGUAGCACGCGGCGCAUCGUACAUCGACUUUCCGUAGAGUGUCACUUGCCGGCCUACAUACUCGUCGACGCCGAUCCUUUUGGCAUUGAGAUAAUGCUCGUCUAUCGCCUCGGCUCGCAGUCCAUGAGCUUCUCAUCGGGAGACCUUGCCACGCCUACGCUCCGGUGGAUUGGCCUCCACCCCUCCGAAAUACCGACACUCUCCAGCGGUGCGGUUGCCCUUAGCAGUAGGGAUAACAAGAAAAUCGAUGACAUACUCGCACGCGGCCACAUAGGUCUUGGAGUGCGACAGGAGCUGCGCUCGCUGCAGCAAAUUCAGCAGAAGGCCGAAAUCGAGAGUGUCAUUGACUUCCUUUCCACCGACUACAUUCCGAACAAAAUAAAUCGGAAUUUAUUUCUAUAGACUCUCCGAAAGAGAAUUAUUGUACCCACCUAAAACCGAACACUGAAAGUGUUCUUAAAUAAUUUUAAAGAAAGAAAAACAAAAGGCAAAAAAUCAAUCAUGUCAAAUCCAUUUUCAACUAUAUUAAAAAUAUUCGAGUAUUUUUAUUAUAAUUUCCUUUAUAAGUAAGACGUAAAUGAACUUCUGCUUGGUCUACGAGUAUUACUGAUUGAUUGGUUAAAUUCAAUUCAGUUCAACAUUUUUGUAAAAAAAAAUUAAACUUGUGGCAGAAUUCUAAAGUUUCUAUCAAGUAGUGUAGAGUUUAAGCAGAAUCGAUUUUGAUAAUCCAUAAAAUUGGCACAAUGGAAACUCGUUUAAUAUCAAUAAUCAACAGAAAUAUCAAAUUAAUUAACUAAUUACAUUCAUCUUUUUAACCACCAAACGCAAUGUAAAUGGAAAAAAAGGAAUAUUCCGAUUCCUGAAUGGACUUUUUAAAGCGUAAAUUGUG